Striga hermonthica is the source of this 516-nucleotide messenger RNA. NCBI's taxonomy places the organism in Eukaryota, Viridiplantae, Streptophyta, Magnoliopsida, Lamiales, Orobanchaceae. The record is from the annotation of a GenBank genome assembly.
AUGGGAAAUUACAUAUCCUGCACUCUGCUCGGUCCCGUCGGCAAAAGCUCGGCCAGGGCUACAAAGGUCAUCUUCCCCUCCGGCGAAAUCAGGCGGGUGGAUCAGCCGACCAAGGCCGCCGAGCUGAUGCUGGAAGUCCCGAAUUCCUUCAUCGUCAGCGCCAAGUCGUUGCAGAUCGGAAAGAGGUUCGCCGCCUUGAACGCCGACGAGGAGCUGGACAUGGGGAACGCCUACGUGUUCUUCCCGAUGAGCCGGCUGAACACGGCGGCGACGGCGGCGGACAUGGCGGCGCUGUUCGUGACGGCGAAUUCCGUCUCCAAGAGGGCCGCCCACGGAAGAGCCAGGAUCUCGCCGGAGGUCGUGCAGAGUGGUGAGGGUAUGUCGCCGGUGCCGAGGCUGAACUUGGACGAUAUUGAGGAGUACUCGACGCCGGAGUUUCAGCACAGAUUGUCAAUGUGCAGGUCCAAGAAGCCAUUGCUGGAGACUAUUAUUGAAGAGCCGGGUUGUGCGAGAUGA